This is a messenger RNA of Anarrhichthys ocellatus (wolf-eel), 2165 nucleotides long. RefSeq names its product bestrophin-2-like. The record is from RefSeq and is a predicted model, not a curated record. Gene Ontology annotation, molecular function: chloride channel activity. NCBI's taxonomy places the organism in Eukaryota, Metazoa, Chordata, Actinopteri, Perciformes, Anarhichadidae. The transcript has 9 exons. The coding region runs from base 273 to 2165 and encodes 630 amino acids.
GAAGUAUUCUAUCAAGACUAAAUACAUUCAAAAUCAUUUAGAGUCCGUUCUGUUAGUGUGAUUCCGUUGGGAAAAUACUUUGAAUGUGAAUCAAAAAUAAAGACCAGAGAGAGUUGUUUAGUUUGAGUCGAGUGAAGAUUGAUCUGUCCGUGGCUUCUGACCCACCUGCACUUGUUACAUGAGCAUGCUUGUUUCCUGCAGGUGUAAUCACAGAGGCGAUUGUUUCUUCCACACAGCUCUUUUAUUGAGGACCUAUAAUCUGGCUGUCACCAAUGACUGUCACCUACACAGCCAGAGUUGCAAACGCCCGUUUCUGUGGCUUCUCCAAGCUGCUUCUGGCCUGGAAAGGCAGCAUCUACAAGGUGUUAUACAAAGAGUUCCUGGCUUUCUUUGCCAUGUACACCGCCAUCAGCAUCACAUACAGAUUUUUCCUGUUUGAUGAUCAGAAGAGGUAUUUUGAAAAGCUGGCAAUUUAUUGUAACCACUACGCCAGUCUCAUCCCCAUGUCCUUCGUACUGGGUUUCUAUGUGACCCUGGUGGUGAACCGGUGGUGGAGCCAGUACACCAGCAUCCCGCUCCCUGACAGGCUCAUGUGCGUCCUGUCGGGGGGCCUCCAAGGGACCGAUGAGCGUGGCCGCCUGCUGAGACGAACCAUGAUGCGUUACGCCAGUCUGUCGGCCCUGCUCAUCCUCCGCUCUGUCAGCACGGCCGUAUUCAAGCGUUUCCCCACCAUGGACCACGUUGUGGAGGCGGGAUUCAUGUCAAGAGAGGAACGAAAGAAGUUUGAGGGUCUCCACUCUCCAUAUAACAAAUACUGGAUCCCCUGCGUUUGGUUCACCAACCUGGCGGCUGCAGCUCGCUGUGAGGGCAGGAUCAAAGACGAUCACACACUCAAACUACUGCUGGAGGAGCUGAAUGCGUUCAGAGGGAAGUGCAGCAUGCUGUUUCAUUACGACAUGAUCAGCGUUCCCCUCGUCUACACUCAGGUGGUGACUUUGGCCGUGUACAGUUUUUUCCUGGUGUGUCUGAUCGGUCGCCAGUUCCUGGACCCCAAUCAAGGCUAUCCGGGUCACGACCUGGACCUGUACGUGCCCAUCUUCACCCUGCUGCAGUUCUUCUUUUACGCCGGCUGGCUCAAGGUUGCAGAGCAGCUGAUCAACCCUUUUGGAGAAGACGAUGAUGACUUUGAGACCAACUGGCUUAUAGACAGAAACUUCCAGGUGUCCAUGAUGGCGGUGGACGAUAUGUACGGAGAUCUGCCGAUGAUGGAGAGAGAUCGCUACUGGAACGACUCCAACCCCAGACCCCCCUACACCGCCGCCACUCUCUUUGUCCUCCGCAAACCCUCCUUCCAGGGGUCCACUUUCGACAUGGCGAUCCCUAAAGAGGAGAUGCACUUCCAGCCUCUGGAGGACAUUGCUGAGAACCUGGAGGAGUCAGGCAGUCAUCACCCCAACAUGGCCCUCUUCAACCGCCUGCUCAACGUGGCCCCUUCCCCCACCGGCUUCAUGGGAGGGGCCUUUCGCCGCACCUCAGCACAAGUCCAGAGGCUACGCCACUCUCCCAGCAUUGACCAAUGCACCAGCGAUGAUGAGGAUGAUGAAAGUGUUAAAGUAGGUAAAGGUGGGUCUCUGCCGUCAGGGCUGGGGCAGGAACCCCAGAGCACCGUGUGCAGUUUCAGGGAGGAGAAGAGCGCUAGAACGCCUCUGCUGGAGAUUCAGUUUGGGGAGGAGCGGCAGGAGAGGCGAGGAGGGCACCCUGCUGUCAAUGAGAAGAAGGGAGUGAGGGCAGUAGAGGGGUGGAGUGAGGAAGAGUGGCAGAUGACAGAGGAAAGAAGGGAAGUAGAGAGUACAAGUGGGGAGAUCCAAGCUCCUUCAUCACUGCUUCCUCCUCCCCCCGAUUCCUCGAGAGAGACGUCCACCCAAUCAGCCUCCGCCAUUCCCUUCACCUCCCGUCACCCCUCUGCCUUCCUGUUUCACCCGGCUGCCCACUCCAGUUUGGAGCACUGCAGCUCCCAGCCGGCCAUCAACCAGAACAGAGCCGUGCCCGCUAUUCCCAAACCUCCCUUCGGUGGAAACAAAGUGUCCUUCCUCACCGUGCCGUCUUACGACGAACCUCAGCGCUUCCGCAGCGUGAGCAUGGGAUCAGAGUUCACUGGGUCUUAG